Messenger RNA from Trypanosoma brucei brucei TREU927, 1653 nucleotides. RefSeq lists its product as hypothetical. Gene Ontology annotation, cellular component: nucleus. Lineage: Eukaryota; Euglenozoa; Kinetoplastea; Trypanosomatida; Trypanosomatidae. Bases 1 to 1653 code for a protein of 550 amino acids. The record is from RefSeq and is a predicted model, not a curated record. The transcript has a single exon. Gene Ontology annotation, molecular function: cis-regulatory region sequence-specific DNA binding; protein binding.
AUGGCGCAGAGCUGGUUCAAGCGACAUCCUCUUGGUAUCUAUCCGCGUGGUAAUGCGAAGAAUUUAGAUGAGUUGGUCUCCCCGAGGUUCGGUAUUCUCUCAACCCUCCAGUUUGCCAGCAAGGGUCGUGCUGGUAAAUGUUGUAUUCUUGGAUCACAACCAGCAGAAGAGGCGUUUGUUGACGUGAUGCUCCACCUUCUUUCAUUCGUCGCUGUGGAUGAUAUGUGCAGGUUAUCGGCUGUAUGCACGGGGUGGUAUUGCUUUAUUCAUGCAUCAGAUGCGUUCAAACAGGCCCAUGGGUUGCUUUCACCUACGUAUACGUGCUUCGAAGGCAGCUGGAAGGAAACAGCCAUUCGUCGCUUUAUCAAAUUACGCUCCAAGCAAAGGUUAAAUACGGCAAAGCGGAUGCGUCUGGAGGGUGGUACACCUGGGGUUGGGGAAACUGUGAACUUGUCCCAUCGUCCGGUGAUGGUGAAGCGCGCCUUUUACAAUGAUCAGUUGUUUCAGGCAUGGAUGUGCACCAUUCUUCCCUGCCACUACCAUCUCCGACAAUCAAGUAUUGCCGGCACCGCAACUGCAAAUCGGCAGCCAAGUGUAUUGUCGGCUCGGGGUCGAUAUCGUAGUCCACUCAAGGAAGUUCCGCGGUGCAGCGGCUUGUCAGUAGACGAGUUCCGCACUCGAUUCGAGGAGACUAAUUUACCGGUUAUUAUAGCAGACGUGGCCACUGAAUGGCCUAUUUACAAAAUAUUGCAGGAGAAGUUUGAAAACCUUGCUGUAAUGCAGAAAAAGCUCUUUCGCCCCGGCACGCGUCCUGACGUCCCAAUGUGCUGCGAACACACAACCAUGAGUGUCGCUGAUUAUGUUCGGUACGCUCGGGACCAGACCGACGAGCGUCCUAUCUACCUCUUUGACUCAGAGUUUGGUACUUUUAUGGAUGUAGAGUCGCUGUACACUGUUCCCGAGUAUUUUAGCCGUGAUGAUUUUUUCAAGGUUCUUGGUGGUGCGCGGCCCAAGUACCGUUGGAUAAUUGCCGGACCACGCCGUGGUGGAAGCAGUUUUCAUGUGGAUCCCAACUAUACCAGCGCUUGGAAUGCUAACUUGACAGGGCUAAAGCGGUGGAUUCUGCUUCCACCUGGUCACACCCCCGCAGGGGUGUUCCCCAGUGAAGACAUGUCGGAGGUUGUAACCCCCGUUUCUUUGACGGAGUGGUUGCUGAAUCAUUACGAUGCCACAGUGGAGAAGUGGCGUGACGUUGCGUACGAGUGCGUAUGUGGACCAGGGGAUAUUAUGUUCAUUCCUUGUGGAUGGUGGCACUUUGUUAUUAACCUGGAGGACUCGGUUGCAAUAACACAAAAUUAUGUGUCAAAGUGCAACCUCUCGAGUGUACUGAAGUUUCUCUCUGUCAUGAAGUCUUCUAUCAGCGGGAUUGAUGAGGAUGUGGACAAUUGCGACACGAGCCGAAUGGUAGAGACGCGCCGCGCUAACUUCGCUGAAGAAUUUGCCGCGGCGAUGCACUUGUCGUACCCCGAGUUGAUGCAGACUGUUGCUGGCGAGGCUAAACGUGAGGCAGAGGAACGACAUGAGAAAAAGAAGAUGCGAGCUGCUCUUCCGUUGUUGGAUGUUGGUAGCAACGGCUUUGCGUUCAGCUUCUGA